AUGGCGGAUAUCGACCCAGACUACGUGGUGGUAGACAACGUCAACGUAGGGGAACCGGCAGAAACUGUCGCCGAGAUCAAGGACUGGCUGUGUCCAACGGACUCGGAUUCCCCCGCGAGCGAAUACCAAAAACACAUCCAUUCUUACGUCCCCGGCACGGGAGAAUGGAUCCUGGAGACGGAUCAGUACCGCCGCUGGCUGAAGGACGACGACCAGGGCGCCUUGUGGAUUCGAGGCAUCCCAGGAAGUGGAAAGUCCGUGGUCGCCGCUCGUUUUAUCCAGAGACUCCAGGCCCAGGGAGAGUGUCCAGUGUUGUUCUUCUUUUUCCGCGAGAUCAUCAUGUCCAAUCGGACCCCUCGAUCCUUGUGUCAAGACUUUGCCUGCGGCCUACUGCCUCAUAGCCCACAGCUGCAGACAAGUCUCAAGGCGUUGAAGGAAAGACACCACUCCGUGGACGCAGCUCCAUUUGAAGAGUUGUGGAAAUGUCUCUCUUCAGCCUUGACAACGACGAGCCGGGUCUUCUGCGUGGUGGAUGCACUCGACGAAAUGGAACCCAGCCACGAGGACUUCAUCCGAUCGCUGAUCGAUCUCGCCAAUCGCCAACCCGCUUCCAUCAAGCUCGUUUUGACCAGCCGUCAGCUACUCUAUCUUGAGGAGCGUUUCCGGGGCACGUCCGGGCUGAUCGAUCUGAGACUGGACCGUCGACACGUCGAUCAAGAUAUCGAGAGAUAUAUCGAGCAUCGACUGAGCACGCACCAGCCUCCCAUUAAGCCGGAGGAAGCAGCCUCCAUCAAGACGUCAAUAUGCGAGAAAGGGCGAGGCCUGUUCCUAUAUGCACGGCUGAUGAUGGACGAGCUAUUGUCACACCCCGAAGACAUCACGUCGCAGCUUGGCCAGCUCCCCGACGGUCUGGGAGACAUGUACACUGACAUUCUCCGCGAGCAUGCUGAGCGUUCUGGCACGACCCUCUCGUUCCAACGACUGGUACUACAGUGGAUCACACACUCUGCCCGGCCACUGCGUUUGCUGGAACUAGCAACCGCGAUUGAUUCCCUACCAGACCGUGGAGGUCUGCGGGUAGACCAGGAUGCAAAGGUCGCCGUCCGCACAGCAUGUGGCCCGCUCCUGGAGCUCUGCGAGGAUGGUGUAAUCCAGAUCAUACACCAUUCCCUGACGGAGUUCUUCCGGGAUCCGAAUAUCAGCCACGUUCGACGGACAGAAGGAACGUCCGGCGACACGCCUGUGCUGGAUUCCACCAAAGCACAUGCUCAUAUUGCCCGCACCUGCAUUAGUUAUCUCCUCAGCGGCGAUUUCGACGUGAACCUGCCGUCCGGUGCCUUGGGGCAACAGUACAACAUUAAGCUCAAGGAAAGAAUGCAGCAAUUCCCACUCCUGCAGUACUCGGCACUGUACUGGCCCGUGCAUGCCGCCGAGGCGGACAGCUCUGAUGAAGAGCUACUGGCGAUCAUCGACAGUCUUCUCCGUCACAAUCCUGUGAAGUUUGAUACAUGGAAGGACUAUUAUAGGGCAAGCCGUGGUGGUCUCAUUGCGUCAUCUUCGGCCUUACAUGUGGCUGCGUUCGCCGGUCUCAGAAGAUACGUGGAGCGCAUCGUGUCCGACAUGGAUGUGGACAUCACCGACGAAUGGGAUAAGACGCCUUUGGCAUAUGCGGCCAAAGCCGGCCAUGCGGAUAUCGCCACCCUCCUAUUGCAGCAUGGUGCUCACCAUGGUGCCGUCGAUAAAAACGGCAUGGCGCCAGUGCAUCAUGCCGCUAAUGAGAACCGUCCGCGUGCGAUGCGUGCUCUCCUUGAAGGCGGCGCGGACCCGAUGCUGCCGAAAUCAAAAGACGACAGCUACUAUGGGCCUAUUGGCCGUACCGCCCUAUUCUACGCAUGUCGCUAUGGGCAUUUGGAAGUGCUUGAGGAGCUCCAGCGAAAGUUGAAUGUGGAGCAUCUUCGAAACGGCCCCCUCCACUGGGCCGCGGCUGCUGGCAAGUCCAAAAUCCUGAGCGCAUUACUCCAGGAUCCGGAGGUGCGUCUCUCCAUCAACGACAGAGACGCCGAUGGGAAUACGCCGCUGUAUCUGGCUGCCUACGCCCGUGAGCCUGAUACGGUCGAGGUGCUCUUGGAGCAUGGCGCGGACCCCAACGCAGUAUCCGAAGACAAAAGAAAUCCUGCGAUGUUUUCGAAGCGUUCGAGGUUGAGGAAGUUGAAGGCAGCGACACGCGGAAGGAGUGCGCCUUCCCGCCCAUUCUACUCGCCUCUACAUGGGUGGGCUCAUUUGUCUGAAGUGCACGCCCCUCAUGGCUCCAUCCACAACAUGCACCGUGUAGCUGAUCUGCUAGCGAGGGCUGGGGCCGAUGUCAAUGACCGAAACCAUGAGGGACAAACGGCACUUUUUGCUAUCGAACACCUACCCCGCGAAGAAGAGGAGUUCGGUCGGGCAAUGGUGUCUGUGCUGCUUGCACAUGGUGCUGAUGCCACCGUCACAGACUUUGACGGCAACACGCCCCUCCAUGUCCUUAAAGUCAUCCCGGUCGACUUGGAAUUGGUAAGGCUGUUAGUUCAUGCCGGCGUGGACAUCAAUGCUGCUCGAAAGACAGAUGGGAAGACGUUUAUAAUGGAACGUGAUGAUUUAUUCGCAUAUAUGGACUUGGAGCCCUUCCAUGAGUUGAACGUUGACUUCGAUCGCCAAGAUGCAGACGGGAACACCGCAGCUCAUCUCGCUGCCGCUUCGAUCGCUCGCCUCCGUGUGGAACGCUGGGUUGAUAUGGCGAACCCCGAGAUCCAGAAUCAGGCCGGCGAAACGGCGUUGCAUAGGCUGGUCAAACGCGGACAACACGAGCCGUCGGUCAUACAGAGGAUGCUUGAUAAGGGGUUCUCUCUUGAAUCACGAGAUUACCGCGGUCAUACCAUCCUGUUGGCAUUCCUCGCUAAGCCCUGGGCUCGAAGCAUUUACGAUACCGUAAAGGUACUGUUGGACUUGGGAGCCAACGCGCAGGCUACAGACUAUGAGGGAAAAUCAGCCCUACACCUCGUCGCCGAAACCGAAGUAUCAUACGUUAACUCAGGCGCGGUAGACGUUGAGAACAAGCUGAAAGUAAUGAGAUUGCUGAUAGCCGCUGGAGUUAAUGUUAAUUCCGUCGACCAUAGUGGAAACACCAUUCUUCAUGCUAGCAUUGCAUGGAAGGAGGAAUGGUACUGUGCCCAGUCCUCUGCAUGGGCUGCUCUCGAGCUAGGUGUGGAGCCUGGGAGACAGAACCACCGAGGAAGGACGAUUUUGCACAUGGCCGCAACGAUAGACAUGCAUAGAAAGACCCGUCAAAGCGAGAAGAGAGGUGCAAGCUCUUUGAUGACGUUUGUCCUGGAUCCACAGAGAGGACUUGAUGUAAAUGCUCCAGACUACGAAGGGAUCACGCCGUUGCACCUGGCCGCAAGCAAGGCGGAAAGAAACUCGUGGAUGCUGAUCCAAGCGGGAGCAAACAUACAGUCCAGAACUCACAGAGGGGAGACGCCUCUUCACUUUGCCGCGAGGGCCGGACAAGCUAACAUCGUGGGCCUUAUGCUUGACCUGUAUCAGAAACAGUCCUUGGAAGUGGACUCCCCGAGCUUGUCUGGACGUACAGCACUUCAUGAAGCUGCUCGGUCAGGCCGGCCAGAGUCCGUAAAGCUCUUGCUAGAUGCCGGAGCUGAUCCUCACAAGUUCGAUCGCGAUGGUCGAGCACCCCUACAUGCCGCCGCCGAGUUUGUGGAAAUGAAUCGUUCACUUGACAAACCCGGCAGGUGCAAAUGUGGUUCUGAUUGCUCUAAACCGAAUUGCCGACGAGACGUGUUUGGAGCAGACAGAAAUGCUCUCCAUUUCAUGGGGUUGGUUAUCCAGGAUGAGGACGGCGCACGGAACAUACGUGAGGUUGUGCGGCUGCUACUUGGCGCUGGGGCUGAUCCAGCGCAUCUCGAUAAUUCCGAAUUCAUGGCAAUCGAUGUGGCCUUGAUGUUGGGUGCAUCUGCAGUUGUUGAUGAACUGAGAGCAGCUAUGGGUGUUGCAUACCGUGACCCUACGCAUGAAGGGAGUCUAUUACCAAUUGACUCGCUCGGGGAAUCGCUGUGCUCUCUUAUCAGCCAGAACAUAUCAGCGGUUGUUGAAGCGGCCCAAGUUCCGGAAGACAGCCACGUAUUUCUCGAAAGAGCCAUGUCCACAAAGAAUGAGCUUCUCGUAGAGGAACUUGUCAGGUCUAAAGGUCUCCGUCUAAUGCGCGAAAACGGCAUCACCCCUCUUCGUCUAGCUGCACGUUGGGGGCUGACAUCCAUGAUGAGGAGGUUGAUACCAUAUGCAGGGGAUCUCGAGCCUUGCUACGCUUCACUGAUAGCAGAAGCUGCAAAGCGUGCCCUUCCGAACCUCGACAUGAUCAAGCUACUGACCCAGUACAGAGGAAGCCAAGAAAGCUUUCGGUCUAGUGUUGACGAACCCAUGCGCAUCUUUGCCAAGGGCGAGCACUGGUGGCACCCGGCUGCUCUAACUUAUCUUCUCGAUUGUGGAGCGGAUCCCAAUACCAAGGGAGCCAAAGGAGAGACUCCAUUGCAUUGUGCGCUGAGUGCUGGAGAGUCGGAGCACUCGCUUGGAGAACUAUGGCCUGAACAGACAUUGAAAGUACUCCUUGCCUAUAAGGCGGAUAUCAAUGUAGUCUCAUCUGCUGGCCUCGCGCCUAUUGGCGCAGCUAUUAAGAGCAAGAAAAGUCCCGCAGUAUUAAAGAUGGUGCUGGAUCACGGCGCAGACCUGUCUCUUGGAAAGGAGCCGGUUAUAUGCUCCGCGAUCGACGGUUCCAACAUCCCUGCAACGGAAAUCCUUCUGCAGGCAGGAGUUGACCCCAAUACGAGGCUAGAGACACCGGCAGAAAAGAUGCCAUCAAAGGAGUUUGGCGUGCAAACAAUCUUGGAACGUGCAGCCUGCCCAGGGUGGGAGAAUAUUGUACCAGCGCGAGAGAAGAUCAUGUCUUUGCUGCUUGAACAUGGCGCUGAUCCCUAUCUUCCUCUGGAAAAUGGCAGAUCCACGCCGUUCCAUGAGAUCAGCGGGAGAAAUGGGAUUGUGAACCCGAUCAACCAAGCGGGCUACGACAUGGAGCAACGCGAUAUUAACGGCAGGACACCCCUGAUAAAAGCAUGCAAGUUGGCCAGCGACCGAAGGCAACGAAGCCUGGACGAGGAGCAUACUGCGAUCGACCUAGUAGCCGGCGGAGCGGACGUGCAUGCCAAAGACAACGACGGACUCACCCCACUGCACUACGCAGCAUACUGCAAGCUGGGCCGCACUGUCCAGACUCUCCUAGAGCAUUCAGCAUCCGUGACUGCCAAAGACAACCGCGGGCGGACACCGUUGUACUACGCAUUUAUUCCAAGGGAAGACAGACGGGAGUAUCCAUUGGGAGACAUCAAGGUGGACAUGAUCAAUGAUCUCCUAGACGCAGGUGCAGAUCCGCUGGAGCGAGGGCCAUGUGGCAGGACGGCUCUUCAUUUGAUUGCUCCCUCUCUUAUGCAAUACAGCUAUACCGGCCGUCGCCCAGAAGAGGGCAAAAUGCUCGACGACGGGGCAGUCCGGUCAGGCGAUAUAUACGGCGCAUAUGCGAAGCUGUACCGACGCUUCGUCGAUGCUGGCUGUGACCGCAAUGCCCGGGAUGAUAAAGGGAAUACCCCAGUAUUUGCGUACGUGGCUACAGAGAAAUGGUACCAGGAGGAUGUUGAGACGCCGUACCCGCCUAUGCGGGAGGAGAUGACGGCCAUGUUUACGGAUCAUGAUAUCUUCGUUGCCAAUGAUGCGGGGGAUACGCUUCUGCAUGUCGUUGCUCGACGUAAUGACGAUGAUAGUUUCAUCCAGGAUGCCCCUGCGAUAUUUUCUACGCUGGCCGGUUUAGGUCUGGAUCCGUUGGCAGAGAACAAGGAUGGACAGAGUGCGUUGGAUGCUGCGCAUGCAUGGAACCAGGAGGAGAUAUUGGCCAUGUAUGCUCGAAAAGAUGAGUAG
Messenger RNA from Aspergillus terreus NIH2624, 6012 nucleotides. RefSeq lists its product as uncharacterized. The record is from RefSeq and is a predicted model, not a curated record. The transcript has 2 exons. Gene Ontology annotation, molecular function: protein binding; ATP hydrolysis activity. Gene Ontology annotation, cellular component: cytoplasm; nucleus. NCBI's taxonomy places the organism in Eukaryota, Fungi, Ascomycota, Eurotiomycetes, Eurotiales, Aspergillaceae. Bases 1 to 6012 code for a protein of 2003 amino acids.